AAUUCAGCCAGCUCCUCCGCCAUGUAUCCAGUGUCGGCGCAACACAACAGCGGCAGCCUCAGCUUCCACAUCAUCGGUGCCCUUCUCUGUCCGAUGCGCCUCUCGCGAGUUUAUGUCACCUGCCAUGCCCCGGGCCACCUCACUGCUGCCCGCCCUGCUGUGCGUUCUCCUACCUGGCCCGAGCCGGGGGUAUUUCCCCGAGGAGCGCUGGAGCCCCGAGUCUCCGCUCCUUGCCCCCCGGGUCGUCGUCGCGCUGGCCUGCCGCAACUCGGCGCACUCACUGCCGCUGUUCCUCGGAGCUCUGGAGCGCCUCAACUACCCGAAGGACCGCAUUGCGCUGUGGGUGGCGACUGAUCACAACACAGAUAACACCACAGCCAUCCUCAGAGACUGGCUUGUGAAGGUGCAGAAUGACUAUCACUAUGUGGAGUGGAGGCCUGAUGAUGAAACCAGUGCCUUUGAAGACGAGGUGGGGCCUAAGCACUGGAAUAAUCUGCGUUACGAACAUGUAAUGAAGCUCCGUCAGGCUGCGCUGGAGACCGCCCGUGAGAUCUGGGCCGACUACCUGCUGGUGGCUGACUGUGACAACCUGCUCACCAACACGGACAUGUUAUGGAAGCUGAUGAGUGAGAACAAGACCAUUGUAGCGCCCAUGCUGGAGUCCAGAGCCGCAUACUCCAACUUCUGGUGCGGCAUAACUUCACAGGGCUACUACAAGCGUACUCCAGCCUACAUGCCUAUCCGUAAGCAGGAGCGUCGUGGCUGUUUCGCCGUGCCGAUGGUUCACUCCACCUACCUGCUGGACCUGCAGAAAGAGGCCUCCCGGCAGCUGGCCUUUUAUCCCCCACACCCCAAGUACAACUGGGCCCUGGAUGAUGUCAUCGUCUUUGCCUACUCUGCUCGCAUGGCAGAUGUGCAGAUGUAUGUCUGCAACAAAGAGGCUUAUGGCUAUUUCCCAGUGCCGAUGCGUUCCCAUGGCACCCUGCAGGAUGAGGAGGAGAGCUUCUUGCAUACUCAGCUGGAGGUCAUGG
Messenger RNA from Notothenia coriiceps (black rockcod), 1031 nucleotides. RefSeq names its product procollagen galactosyltransferase 1-like. NCBI's taxonomy places the organism in Eukaryota, Metazoa, Chordata, Actinopteri, Perciformes, Nototheniidae. Gene Ontology annotation, molecular function: procollagen galactosyltransferase activity. The annotation marks the transcript as partial. The transcript has 6 exons. The record is from RefSeq and is a predicted model, not a curated record.